AUGGGCGGCGGCAUGGGUGGCGGCAUGGGCGGCGGCAUAGGCGGCGGCAUGGGCGGCGGCAUGGGUGGCAGCAUGGGUGGCGGCAUGGGCGGCGGCCCGCCAGGGGCUUCGCCCACGCCGCAGCCGCAGCUGUUCAUUGGACGGCUGCCACCCAACACGCAGCAGAGAGAACUGGAAGAGGUGAUCCUUCCGUAUGGCGCAGUGAGCGUGAAGUUGCUGGAAGGGAAGAACUGCGCCUUCGCCGGUUUCGAGUCUUGGGCCGCGGCCGAGCAAUGCAUCGAGGAAGUGAACGGCCGGCAGCUGCGGCAAGGAGACCAACAAGCGGAGGGGCUCAAUGUGAAGUUUGCGGAUAUGAAAGGAGUGCAGAAAGGAGCUCAACAGGAGCCAAAAGUCUUCAUGGGAGGCCUGGCAGCUUCAGUGACGCAGGAGCAGGUGCAGAGAUACUGCGAGCAGUUUGGUCCUGUGGUUUUUUGCAAGAUCUUCACCAAGAACGACAGGUCCACACCGUGCGCAUUCGUGACCUAUGGAUCCUUCACUGAAGCCGAGCAGUGUAUCCAGAACUUGAACGACCAGGAGCAUCCCUUGGCUGCGGAGGGCAAAGUGCUGGUCGUGAAGAUGGCCGACAUGGCAAAGAGCGCCCGCACCCCGCCGCUGCCGCCGAUGCCGGGACGCUUCGGAGUGUCCGACGCGCCGGCGCCACCGGUCUCCUUCUUCACACCGGCGCCACCGGCCAUGCCCAUUCCAGCCCAUGUACCGCACGUGCAGCACGUGCAGCAUGCGCCGCCAAUGCACAACAAGCAGAUGCCAAGUCAUGAUGAAGGGCGGAAGAAUGGCGUAAAGGACAUGCGACCUUCUGGUGGUGGAGUCGAAGAGAAGAUCUUCGUGGGAGGGUUGCCAGAAGAAGCCAAUGAAGAUUUCCUGUGGGGCAUGAUGGCGCCUUUCGGUCGGGUGGCAGAGGUGAAACUGCUGCGAAAAACGGGAGCCACCAGCUGCGGCUUUGUCUCCUACACCAAUCUUGGGGAAGCCGAAACGGCAGUGCAGGCGCUCGCCAACUGUCGCUUCACCGUGAAGUUUGCCGAUGCCAAGGGCACCAAACGCUCCGCCGCCGUGGCCUUCGAAGACUAUGACGGUUUCGGGGCACGGCGCGUGCGGUGACGGCCUAUGACGGAC
This is a messenger RNA of Cladocopium goreaui, 1170 nucleotides long. The record is from the annotation of a GenBank genome assembly. Lineage: Eukaryota; Dinophyceae; Suessiales; Symbiodiniaceae.